UGGACUACAAGAAGAAUUGUGUUCCAGACCAAUUAAAAGCUAAAGGAUGUGAUGAACAACUUCUUCAGAAUUAUGUUGCAAAGAUACAGCGUGAAAUAACAAACCAAUGUGCAGCAUCGAACUCGAUCUGUACCGUUUGCCCUCAAGGAUUACUAGACAGUGCAAAGAGUACCUGCUACAACAAUUACCAAAAUGAUCAAACUGCAUCCCAACUGCAUUGUUGUAUGAUCGAAUACAGCAGGACUUGUGUUCCGGAAAUACUCGCAAGACAAGGAUGUGAUGUGACGGUUCUUCUUGAGCGGUUCUUCAAGGACAUAAACGCUGAUUGUGGAACAUCGAAGCCAGUCUGCUUGGAGUGCAAUCAGAAAGCAAUAUCCGAUGCGGAAGAUGUGUGCUUGAGGAAAUACGUACAGGAACACGGCAUCAUUUCUAGAGGCCUGCUGUCCAGCAAUGAAAAACGACUGUGCUGUAUGUUGGACUGCAAGAAGAAUUGUGUUCCAGACCAAUUAAAACCAAAAGGUUGUGGUGAACAACUUCUUCAAAAUUAUGUUGUCAAGGUACAGAGUGAAAUGAGAUACCAAUGUGCAGGAUCGAGCUCGAUGUGUGAGUAUAAGCAUAGGAAGAGCGCUGGCGCGUAA
Messenger RNA from Ornithodoros turicata, 638 nucleotides. RefSeq lists its product as uncharacterized. Bases 225 to 638 code for a protein of 137 amino acids. The transcript is spliced from 5 exons. NCBI's taxonomy places the organism in Eukaryota, Metazoa, Arthropoda, Arachnida, Ixodida, Argasidae. The record is from RefSeq and is a predicted model, not a curated record.